AUGGCCCGUCCCAUGGGGGCUGUUCGUCUCAAGAAGACGAAUCCCUUGACCCUUGCGCUCGGAGCGAUUCUUUGCAUAUUCAUCGUCUUCUUCCUCGUUUCGCCCUCGGGCAAAUCCGUCACCGCUAAACGAUUCGAAUCCAUAACUGCAGAGCAUCAUCUAUCGCCGCCAACUUCGCCGUACCGAAAGUCAAAAUCCCGAUCUGGCGUACCGCUCAAGCCACCACCCGUUGUGCACUACAACCUUAACAACGUCACCAUUACCACUUCGCCCAUUAAGAACCGAGAGAAUGUCCUCAUUCUGACUCCCAUGUCUCGAUUCUACCCUGCCUACUGGGAUAAUCUGUUGCGCCUGAACUAUCCACACGAACUCAUCACCUUGGGUUUUAUCCUUCCCAAGACCAAGGAGGGCAACCAAGCCACCACCGAGCUACAAGAGCAUAUCCACAAGACCCAAAAGCAUGGUCGCGAAGCCGACAAGUUCAAGAGUAUCAUCAUUCUACGACAAGACUUCGAGCCUGCUAUUCUUUCUCAGGAUGAAUCCGAGCGCCACAAGCUUAAGAACCAGAAGGCACGUCGGGAAGUCAUGUCCAAGGCCCGCAACUCUUUGCUCUUUACCACCCUUGGUCCGGAUACAUCUUGGGUUUUAUGGCUAGAUGCCGACAUUGUUGAGACGCCAAACUCGCUGAUUCAGGAUCUUGCUGCCUUCGAUAAGCCGCUCAUCGUCCCCAACUGUUUCCAGAGAUACUACGACGACGAACACAAGCAGAUGGCUGAGCGACCGUAUGACUUCAACAGCUGGCAGGACAGCGAAACCGCACUUGCAAUGGGCGCUAAGAUGGGACCCGAUGAGGUUCUUUUCGAGGGGUAUGCUGAGAUGCCUACAUAUCGAAUGCUCAUGGCGUACCUGGCGGUUGAAGGCGGCGAUCGUAACUUGGUGAUCCCUCUUGAUGGAGUUGGAGGCACUGCCCUUUUAGUCAAGGCUGAUGUGCAUCGUGAUGGCGCCAUGUUCCCUCCAUUCCCAUUUUAUCACCUUAUUGAGACAGAGGGAUUCGCCAAGAUGGCGAAGCGAUUAGGGUGGCAGCCAUUUGGCCUUCCCAACUACAAGGUCAGUAACGAUUCUUCGUUAUACCGUAAAGUGGACGAUUAA
Messenger RNA from Fusarium sp. VM40, 1149 nucleotides. Lineage: Eukaryota; Fungi; Ascomycota; Sordariomycetes; Hypocreales; Nectriaceae. The record is from the annotation of a GenBank genome assembly.